CUGAACAGGAGAAUCCCCACACAAACCCAAAGUACCUAGGUAGGUACGUCCUCCCCUAUCUAACGAACAAACCACUCACUCACUCACUCACUCCUAGAAAAGAAAAGAAAAGAAAAGAAAAGAAAAGAAAAAUGCCAUUCCAAUCCACAAAACCCAAAUCCCACCUCCUAAUCCCACGUAAACGUCCUCUCUCGUCUCCCUCCCACGCCCCUAUCACCACCACCACCACAGCCACAACCGCGCAACCUGUCCUCCGCUCCACAAGACAGAUGCAGUCCGAACAACGCAGGGCAUCUCCCGACCAAGAUCGGAACACGCAACCACGGCGCAUCGAGGUGGAUUUCUCUGCGGCGCCGCAGCCCUUUCUGGAUCCGGCGCUUUGGGAGCGGAUGCGGAAGGGCGAGGCGGAGGCCGGGCGGAAAAGGGAGCGGGAGCGGGAGAAAGAGAAGGAGCAAGAGAAGGAAUAUGGUGGGUUGGCUGUGAAGAGGAGGAUUGGAGGGGGGAUUCGAUAGUUGAUUUUUUUUUUUUUGUCUGUCUUGUCUUAC
Aspergillus ochraceoroseus IBT 24754 is the source of this 545-nucleotide messenger RNA. RefSeq lists its product as uncharacterized. The transcript has a single exon. Bases 132 to 512 code for a protein of 126 amino acids. NCBI's taxonomy places the organism in Eukaryota, Fungi, Ascomycota, Eurotiomycetes, Eurotiales, Aspergillaceae. The record is from RefSeq and is a predicted model, not a curated record.